AUGAAUAUGUUUGAAGAUGAGAGUUUGAGCUUUCUCAAUUCAUUAGAGCUUUAUCCUUCAAUACUAAAGCAGUAUACUAGAUACCAAGUGCAGAAAAAGUUAGGGGAAGGAUCAUACGGGGAGGUUUGGCUAGCUUACGAUGCUUAGAAUCAAAUAGAUGUAGCAAUUAAGAUAUAUAAAAACCCUAAAGAUAGUGUCAAGAUUGCCUCUUCAAUUCUCUCAGAGAUAUCAAUUAUGAGAUAGUUGAGUUAAUCAAAGAAUCCUAAUAUGAUUCGAUUAUAUGAUAUCUUGACUGGGUUAGAUGACAAGGGAAAGCAUUAGAUUGCAGCAGUCAUGGAAUACAUUCCGAACACUCUAGAUGAACUAAUGAGAGAUCCAAGCAAUUUCGUUAAAAACCCAGGAUUAAUUGAGUCUAUUAUGAGAGAGCUGUUGACUGGCUUGAGUUUCUUACACCAGUGCGGAAUUAUUCAUAGAGACUUGAAACCAACUAAUAUUCUAUUUAAGCAAGAUUGCGAAGGUAGGAUUGUUCUUAAAAUAAUUGACUUCUCAAUCUCUAAAGUCAAAACAGAUGAGGGACUUGAGUUUCUAAACAACUUAUUCUACAAUCAAGUUUAUAAGUCCCCAUUUCAAGGAGAUUAUACCAAGGAAGUCACAACAAGGCCAUACAGAGCCCCUGAAGUAGCUAUGAUGGCCAGGCAUGAUUUUCAAGUUGACAUAUGGGCUGCUGGGUGCAUUUUAGCGGAAAUGCUUAUUUCAACCAUUGCAAUGAAGAGAUAAUUGCUUUUCCCUGCAAGAUAAUGCUAACCACUUUCACCUAAUAUGCUCAAUCCACAGUUAUCUAAAGAGUAGAGUUUGCAGCAGGUUGAGGAUCUGCUAGUUUUACAAAUCAAAUUUAGAGAACCUCUAUCAAUGAAUGAAUUUAAUUUCCUUGACAGUAAUCGAUAGAAAGAUUACGUGAGAAUCAUUUCAUAGAUAAGAACAAAUUACAAGAUAAAUUAUACUUUGUCAUAUUUUUAGUAGUUUGGAAGCCAGGCUUUUGACCUCCUAAAUGGUAUGUUAGCUUUUAACCCUAGUAAUAGAUUUGAUGCUCUUAAAUCCUUAAAACAUCCUUAUCUUACAGAAUCAGAUGAUGAUAUUGAGUCAAUCUUACAUUUGGCAUUAGCUGAUGGAAUAAAUUAAGUCAUAAUUUCAGACUAUCAUCAAAUUUUAAAAAGUAUUUAGAGUAUUGAAGGGAUUAAUAAGAUGAUAGUAAAGUAGUAAAGUUUACUUAAUAAAGUCAUUUGA
Stylonychia lemnae is the source of this 1284-nucleotide messenger RNA. The record is from the annotation of a GenBank genome assembly. NCBI's taxonomy places the organism in Eukaryota, Ciliophora, Spirotrichea, Sporadotrichida, Oxytrichidae.